This is a messenger RNA of Panonychus citri (citrus red mite), 1872 nucleotides long. RefSeq names its product metacaspase-2-like. The record is from RefSeq and is a predicted model, not a curated record. Bases 439 to 1872 code for a protein of 477 amino acids. The transcript has 2 exons. Lineage: Eukaryota; Metazoa; Arthropoda; Arachnida; Trombidiformes; Tetranychidae.
UUCGAAUAUCUGAAAAAUAAUGAAAGAAAACAAGAAGCAGAACAUUAAUAAGUCGCGUUAUCUUAAUCAAUGAAAGAUCAUCAAUUAGACUUGUUAACACUUUCUCUUUCUCUCUCUCUCUUUGAUCACUCGCUCACUUGAGGAUAAACUGGUGAUGAGAAAUAAUCAUAAUCUAAACCAUAACAUACGAAUUACUUGAUCAUGAGACGUUUACAUUAGUUGUUAUUUGUUUGGGGAGUGAACAUCAACCUUGCAUUGGUACAUGCUCAUAGAACACAGGUAAAAACGUGACCAGCAUUUCCUUUUCCUUUUUCAUGUGAGAACAGUUAAAAUUAUUAUGUGUUAAUGUUUAAUCUACUUUACUUUAAGUGUUACUAUUAAUAUUAAUAAUUGAAUCAGCCUAAUUAAUUCAUCUCUAAUCAUCUACACCUUAAUAUCAUGAAUAACAAAUCAAUCAACCCAAAGAAGAAGAACAAUCAACAAAACGAAAAAACUAAACCUGAUGAAAAAUGGAUUAUUUUCUGGACAACAAUUAAGGGAAUCAAAAAUAUCCCAGAACAUUAUAAAAAACUGAAUUUUGAGCAACAAACUGAAUUUAAAGAAAAUCUAUCAACCCUAAUCAAUAACAACGAUUUAAGGAAAAGUCUAUCUAUUGGAGACACAAGACUUAAAAAUAUAAAAAUCAUGGAAAAUGAAAUCAAUCAAAUCAAUUUUGACCCCAUCAACUGGAACAAAUCAACCAAUGAUCAAACCAAUUGGCUACAAAGCUCAACAGAUAAUAUUAAUAAUAAUAAUAAUAUUGACAAUCAACUCAACCAAAUUCAGACAAAUGACUUAUACAAUCCAAUAAUCAAUAAUGAUGAAAUCAACAUUGAACAAAUCACCAUUGAGGAAUAUUUACUAAAUAAUCAACAAAUCGACAACAAUGUAAACCCAUCGACAAUCCAAGAAAAUCCAACUACUGACGAUAAUCAAUCAGAUCAACAUUAUCUACCUGAUUUCCUAGAAAUUGCAGAUCAAUUUACAAAUGGUGAAUUAGUAAUAACCCAACCGAUGAAAAAAAGGAAAAAUGAUGAAUUAGUAUUUAAUAAUAAUAUUAAGAAACAAAAAACAGUCAAUGAUAAAUGGAUAAAAUGGAACAACAAAAUGAUGGAUCCAACGGUAUUUAUCAAUCAUAAAGAAAUCAAUGGUGAAAAACUGAUGGAAGAAAUUAAUCAACUACGAAAAGAUGGACAAAUUAACUUCCAACUAUUCAAAGGAAUCUAUCAUCAUGGUAAUGGAAUAAAAAUGAUUUGUUUCAAUGAAACAGAUCUACAAACAAAUAUCCAACAAAUACAAAGCCACUUCCCCAAGAUUAUUAUUGAUAUCAAAAGGCCGAAAUCGCCAAAAAUCAAAAUGUUUAACUUUCCAUCAACAAUCAACAAUGAAGAUUACAUUCUGGAUGAAAUAAUCAAAUAUAACAAAGAUAUGACCAAGGAUAACACACAAAUUAUUAAUAUUAAUAAUUAUGGUAAACGGAUGGAUAUUACAUUACAAAUAUCACCGGGAAUCAGAUCAAACAUUCAAGAAAACAAUGGUUAUGUAAAUUUGGCGACAAAGUCGAUGAAGGUAAUUGAUCAUUUUGAUUUAAUCUUAUGCCAUCGAUGUUUGUCAAUAAAUAAACAUAAAACUGGCAAAUGUAAUAAUCAACACAUUUGCAAAAUUUGCGCUGGAUAUCAUAAAGUGUGUUCAAAAGAAGAUAAAGUAAUCAAAUGUGGUACCUGUGGUAAACACGGGCACAAACCUUUCACGUUUGAAUGUGAAGAUUACUCUAAAAAAGUACAAAUUGAGACAAAUAAGACAAAUUAUAAUUACGAAUUUAUCAUGGUUUAA